AUGCCUUCAGAGGGUGUCCCCAAGUGCCAGCGGUGCCGUAGGGAUCACAAGAAGUGCUCACCCGAGAACAGGCAAUGGCCAGGGACAAAGUGUGACCGUUGUGAGAACUAUGGCUACGAGUGUUCCGAAAACCUUAUGGCGCGAAGGUCGUCUCAGAAAGAUAUGGACACAUCACAGCCAGUUAACCGUCUUAUGGAAGCCUACCCGCAUAAUCGAUUUUUUGGCUGCCCCCAGGAAAUACCGCGACCAGUACCCGUACACCCUCAGAUUCCCGCUGUUGGCGUAAUCAACCAGCAAACGCACUUUCAGUCCCCUUGGGCAGGGCUAUUUGACUACCUGAGGAAUGUCGACUGGCUCAGCUUAACCUGCUCUCCUACUCCUAUGACUUCCAAUCCAUUUUUUACAAUGUUCCGCUCAUCUAUCUGCCCAGUACCCGAUAUUUCAGCAACUCCGCUGGGCCAGCGAUUGAUGUACCUGGAAGCAUUCGCGCAAAGCCAGAGAUAUAUGCAGGACCCCUCGGUCGCCCUCUCUGCAUCUCCGCUGGAGAUAUCUAUCAAUCUCAUAGCUACACGGUUACAGAGGGAUUUUCCUCGAAUAACUGGCAUGUUUAGCUUCGAUGAACUUGUCUCUAUUUGUGGCACCUAUGUUCGCUACGGCUCUUACUGGAACGUGUUUCGGACCGCCCUCCAGACCGAUGAAAUCCUGCUUGUCGACCCUGCUUUUUCAUUCGAUAUGGAUAUACCUAAAACCACAUUUGAGAGCGCCCAGCAAAUAUGGUUAUGCCCUGAAUUCGGGCUAAAACAGUUCUGUCAAAAACUCUCCGGCGUUAGCCAGAUGAUUUCUGAUCUUGCUCGAACUGAACAACAUUCGGAAGCAAGAGCAUUUCUCGCAUCUAAGAUACCCGAUCGCAUCGAGGAAGUUCUUGGGCCCCGGGUUGCUUCUUCGACAAUACACAACUACCCUUCCCCUUUUUUUCCACCAGAUACGAUGACGAGCUCCCCCGUUGAGUUAACGGACGGUGACGUCUAUUCACCUUCCACAUCUGCGGGCGGCGACGGGUCUGAAGACGGCUAUUCAUUAGACGGGAGGGGAUUCCAACCCAUGACGGAGAGCGACCGCUAUAAUGAUGCCUGCUUUUGGGGUAAUUAA
Molecule: messenger RNA, 1149 nt
Organism: Nannizzia gypsea CBS 118893
Lineage: Eukaryota; Fungi; Ascomycota; Eurotiomycetes; Onygenales; Arthrodermataceae
Exons: 2
Coding region: 1-1149 (382 amino acids)
Biological process (GO): regulation of DNA-templated transcription
Molecular function (GO): zinc ion binding; DNA-binding transcription factor activity, RNA polymerase II-specific
Source: RefSeq, a predicted model, not a curated record